AUGCUCUGUAGAUGCUUUCUUUGGAAGUCCCCGCUUGUGUUGCAUGUAACUAAGCCACUGCUAUCAAGCACUGUGGGAUCUGUUAAAACGUCUAACCCCUCCUCUGAGACUUUUUGCUCCAAUGAAUUAUCGCCACUCGCAUAUGUAAUGGAUUGUAUGGAGAAUAAGAAAUUUGAUGCCGUUGUGCGUUUUUACGAGAGUUCUUUUCACCCGGAUCGCAUGUCACUGAUUGAAUUUGCCCGGGGAACUGGAGAGGCACGAGAUUUGUUGUUGUGUCUUAUGCGUACCUUUACAUCUCUGGGACGUAUGGAUCGUGUUCGGGAAGUCUUUGCCAUCGGAUUAAGGGAUUUUAGGUCACUAUCAAGAAACACAUUAGUAUCAUCAGAUAGGGGUGAUAGUGUUGCUAGUGAUACUGGUCGUAGUGUCGGUUGUAGUCGUUCCCUUUCUUUGCUUAAUACUAGUUUCUUUAACGCUUAUUUAGAGGUGCUUACCCAGCGAAAAAAUUUUUCUACUGAAGAAGUGACGUUUAUUUUGAAUCAAAUGAAGGCAGCAGGUGCUUCUCCAAAUGCUCUAACCUAUCACUAUCUUAUCGAACUACAUAUACGUAUGGGUGUAGAUCCUAUUGCUCUUUGGAGUGAUAUGCGGCGAGAUCCAUCACUACAGCCGUUACCGUGUACAGUUCAAUCACUUUUGUUGUAUGUAGUGCCAUCAUCACCAGAUGCCUCAUUUGUAGUGGAUGUCACGCGUGAGGCACUUCGUCAUGGUAGUAGUGUGGCGGAUAAACGUCUACUGGCGCAAUUGAUGGAACAAUGGCUUCGUAAUACAAAUGAGUAUCCACCAGAAUAUGUUCUCUGGCUUAUGCUUGAACUAGAACUGCGUUGUGUUCUUGAUAAGGCUUCUUUUGUCCAAUUCGUUCAAAAACAACAUGUCGCAGAACUUCUACAACGUUGUGCUAAAUGUGCAGAUGCUGGAACGGCAGCCAAAGUUUUAGCGAUGAUGGACCGACACGUUAUGACUAAAACGGCGGAUAUUCUUAGUCUUGUUGUUUGGUGUUUAGCACAGGCUUUAGAGCUAGAAAAGGCAUUUGAUCUUCUUGAACUUAUGGCAAGAAAAGGUCAUUUGGAACUCACAGAUCCAUUUAAAAAGUACACGGUAGACUGUUUACGACAUGUGAUGGAUCGUCAUUUUAUGAUGGCUUUAGCAGAUGCUGUAAGUUCCGCUGUAUUGCUUGAUCGGGUACUCUUACACCUGCGAAGACGUCGUGAACGUGGUCAAACCGUUUCUGUUCAUUCUCUUGAUCUUCUUGUGCUUUCUGCGGCGAAACUUGGCGAAGAUCGUCGAUCCAUGACGUUAGUGUCAAACUACAUCACCGAGUGGGGUGUGCAGCCACGCACGAAUACAUACAAUUCUCUUCUUGUGGGUUUAGCAGCCCAACGUGGGGCCUCACUGCAGCGUGUGGUGUAUGAAGCCAUGUUGGAGAAUGGAGUCACACCGAAUGCCUUUACAUUCCGUGUACUUAUUCGACAAGCCGUACUUGCGGAUAGCAUUGAUGAGGCAAUGGACUUUCUCCACAAAGUCACAUCCCACACGGGAUUGCGAGUGGAGGUGGAGAUGUUGUUGCCCAUUAUGGAACGGGCAGCUCGGGCUGGCGAUGCGGAUACAGUGAACCGCGUCAGUAAAUUCGCCCUUGAUUGCGAUAUCGGCAUUGAUGCCGCAGUGCUGAGUAGUGUGAUGAAGUUGUUAACAGAGGCUGGGCAAGAUGUAGAGGUGAUUAAAGGCCACCAGCCACUACACGAGGCACUACGCUCACGGUCCAAGAGCGGCAGACAACGCGUACGGCACGAUAUCACAUCGUAA
Trypanosoma theileri is the source of this 1857-nucleotide messenger RNA. Its product is annotated as pentatricopeptidecontaining protein. The transcript has a single exon. Lineage: Eukaryota; Euglenozoa; Kinetoplastea; Trypanosomatida; Trypanosomatidae. The record is from RefSeq and is a predicted model, not a curated record. Gene Ontology annotation, molecular function: protein binding. The coding region runs from base 1 to 1857 and encodes 618 amino acids.